UAAAACAAAUGAUAGACCAGAGUACGUAAAAUGGUCUCAGAAAAUGACCAGAAACAUUUUAAAAUUAAACAACCCACCUCAUAAUCCUUUUUCUUACUUUCCCAGUUUGCCUCUCCACCAGCUCCCUACAAUUUGCUACAAAGCUAUAUAAAUAUAACCCUUCCCUCCCCUCUUGUGUUUGUGAGAAGAGAACUUAUAGAGUAGUAUGGAGUGGCUCUAUGAUCCUCCGGUGCUCUUUUUCGCCUUUUUGGCGGUGAUCUUCGUGUUAUCGGUGCGGCGGCGGCGAAAGCUGCCGCUGCCGCCGGGGCCGCGCGCGCUGCCUAUCAUCGGAAACAUGCUGAUGAUGGACCAGCUGACGCACCGCGGGCUGGCGAAGCUGGCGGAGCGCUACGGGGGCCUCCUCCACCUCCGGCUCGGAUUCCUCCACGCGGUGGCGGUCUCGACCCCCGACGUGGCCCGCGAGGUGCUGCAGGCGCAGGACAGCGCGUUCUCGAACCGCCCCGCGACGAUCGCGAUCACGUACCUGACCUACGGCCGCGCCGACAUGGCCUUCGCGCACUACGGCCCCUUCUGGCGCCAGAUGCGCAAGCUCUGCGUCAUGAAGCUGUUCAGCCGCCGCCGCGCCGAGUCGUGGGCCUCCGUCCGCGACGAGGUCGAUUCGCUGAUCCGGUUCGUCGCGAGAAGCAGCGGCACCGCCGUCAACCUCGGCGAGGUUAUAUUCAACCUCACCAAGAACAUAACCUUCCGGGCCGCGUUCGGCACGCAGAGCCACGAGAACCAGGACGAGUUCAUAUCGAUCCUGCAGGAGUUCUCAAAACUGUUCGGCGCGUUCAAUGUCGGGGACUUCAUCCCCUGGCUCAGCUGGAUGGACCUGCAGGGGAUCAACAAGCGGCUCGCGGCGGCGCGGGGAGCGCUCGACCGGUUCGUCGACAAGAUCAUCGACGAGCACAUGGCGAAGAACGCGAAGGGGGCCGACGACGCCGACGACGCCGACAUGGUCGACGAGAUGCUCGCCUUCCUCGGUGGCGGCGGCGGCUCCGCGGACGGAGAGCAAGGAGGGGAUCAUCAGGGAGAUGAGCUCCAGAGUAGCCUCAGGCUCACCAGGGAUAACAUCAAAGCCAUCAUCAUGGACGUGAUGUUCGGCGGGACGGAGACGGUGGCGUCGGCGAUCGAGUGGGCGUUGGCGGAGCUGCUGAAGAGCCCCGACGACAUGAAGCGCCUGCAACGGGAGCUCGCGGACGUGGUCGGGCUCGAUCGCAAGGUCCACGAGAGCGACCUCGACAAGCUCCCCUUCCUGAAAUGCGUCAUCAAGGAGACCCUUCGCCUGCACCCGCCGAUCCCCCUCCUCCUCCACGAGACCGCCGAGGACUGCGCAGUCGCGGGCUACUCCGUCCCCAAGAAGUCGCGGGUCAUGAUCAACGUGUGGGCCAUCGGGCGCGACGCGUCUGCAUGGAAGGACGCCGACGCCUUCCGCCCCUCGCGGUUCGCCGCGGGGGGCGACAGCUUCGACGUCGACUUCAAGGGCAACUUCUUCGAGCUCGUGCCCUUCGGUUCGGGGCGGCGGUCGUGCCCGGGGAUGCAGCUCGGUUUGCAUGGACUAGAACUCUCGGUGGCGCAGCUGGUGCAUUGCUUCGACUGGGCCCUGCCGGACGGCAUGAAGCCGAGCGAGCUCGACAUGUCGGACGUGUUUGGGCUCACCGCACCCCGCGCCGUCCGCCUCUCCGCCGUCCCCACGCCGCGUCUCAACUGUUCAUUCCAUUGAACACGUUCCAUUUAUACCUGUAGCUAGCUAGCUAGCUACUAUGUACCAUGCACGUACCCAUCCUUAGUGGGUGCGGUUGUGUAUCAAUGUGUGUACGUUAUCUGAAAUUAAACUUGAAAUAUUUGAGGGACUUGGUACUUUGUUACUUUAAUUGAUUAAUUAAUCGAGAUCCCGCUACAUGUGGCUAGCGCUGCUUAUGUUUUUAUA
Molecule: messenger RNA, 1969 nt
Organism: Ananas comosus (pineapple)
Lineage: Eukaryota; Viridiplantae; Streptophyta; Magnoliopsida; Poales; Bromeliaceae
Product: cytochrome P450 84A1-like
Exons: 2
Coding region: 206-1762 (518 amino acids)
Biological process (GO): lignin biosynthetic process
Molecular function (GO): iron ion binding; oxidoreductase activity, acting on paired donors, with incorporation or reduction of molecular oxygen; heme binding
Source: RefSeq, a predicted model, not a curated record